Molecule: messenger RNA, 831 nt
Organism: Periconia digitata
Lineage: Eukaryota; Fungi; Ascomycota; Dothideomycetes; Pleosporales; Periconiaceae
Source: the annotation of a GenBank genome assembly
AUGACUAGGCGAGCCACCACCUUGUUCCCUGUGAAGGAUCAGACGUUCACCCCCGACUCAUCUUCCGAUGAUUAUGUUUAUCCACCACCUGAUCCUAUCCAGAUCCCCUGGGUCAACGACCUCGACACAAUGUACGUGCGUCUGACGCUCUUCUUGAGCAUCCCCAUAUUCGCUCGCAUAUUCCUCUUCGGUCCGGCGCUGGAUACCUUCAUACGCCUCUACGUUCUUGCAACUACUGGCGUCUCCAUGGUACACUUCGGUCGAGGACACGUCAACCUCGAUACCGUCAAGGAGGUCCUCUACGGAUUGGCCGUGUCUAGCUACCCUUCCUGGGGUUCAUCUCUCCUUCAGUACCUGUGGGUUGGAUCUGAGGUCCGCGGUCUGCGAUGGGAGAUUGUCUACUGGAUGUUUGUACUAAGGUGGUUGGCAUACUUCCUUCCUCAGGAAUACGGCAUCGAUGUCGAGUCGCUCAUGAACAUCUACCACACCACCAACCGCCAGCUCGACGCCUAUGUCAUCAUCAUCGCCGGGUCCAUCGUCUGCUCUGUCCUCUGGCCCGCUGAAUCGCCUUUGUACGAAGGACUGAUCAUGCUGUAUGUUGUUCACAUGUUUGUGAAGCACUACUACUUGGCUUACUCCAACUACUCUCGUCUUUGCGAACGCGAGAAAAAGGCGCAAAAGACCUUCUCCAAGAAGAACACGUAUCGAAAGAAGCGCCGGACGUCUAAAACUCGAGGUGAGCAGGUUCGUGUCAAGCGCACGUUUGGAACCAAGGGCAGCUACCUUUUGAAGGGAAAGGGUACUUCCUGGGAGAAUGAGAAAUGGGAUUGA